Messenger RNA from Nakaseomyces glabratus, 1545 nucleotides. RefSeq names its product serine/threonine-protein kinase. NCBI's taxonomy places the organism in Eukaryota, Fungi, Ascomycota, Saccharomycetes, Saccharomycetales, Saccharomycetaceae. The record is from RefSeq and is a predicted model, not a curated record. Gene Ontology annotation, molecular function: ATP binding; calcium/calmodulin-dependent protein kinase activity. Gene Ontology annotation, biological process: cellular response to oxidative stress; protein phosphorylation.
AUGUCGCUAUACUCAUAUAACUCGAUGUCGUCAUCAUCAUUCGGGAAUGAUACCGACGACUUGUCAUUUAACAACCCGCUAUACUCCGACCAAACAACCAUAUUCAGGGAUGGAGACUUGUUCAAGGAACAACUUGAUCUCCGCAGCCCUCACUUCGGAAACGAAAUCCAGUUCGAAGAACAAGAGGACUUGAACAACUACAGGAUAAUCAGCAAAAUAGGUGAAGGCGCCUUCUCCAGAGUCUUCAAGGCCGUCCCAUUGCAUAACAACUUAGCGCUUCCGAAGUUUGUCGCUAUUAAAGUGGUGCCAAAGGAAGACUUCCACGACCACAACUUGAAGAAAACCAGCAAAUUACAAACCUUGAAUGAAUUGAACAUCCAUUUGAAAUUAACAAAGGCUAAUGUGCCCAAUGUAGUCAAGUUAUUGGAGUUCCAGGUGUCAAAGAAGUACUACUACUUCAUUCAAGAGUACAUAGAAGGCGGUGAAAUCUUCAACCAAAUUGUCAAAUAUACGUACUUUAGUGAAGACCUAACGAGACAUGUCAUCAGACAAGUUGCCACAGCGGUUAAAGGUCUACACGAAAACAACAUUAUUCAUAGGGAUAUCAAACCAGAGAACUUGAUCUUCGAACCAAUAAUAAAAGAACAAACCAUCCACAGAUACCAAAAACUAAGAAAAUCUGACGACCCAAAGACAAAAUUGGAUGAAGGUAAAUUCAUACCAGGAAUUGGUGGUGGUGGAAUUGGUAAAGUCAGGUUAGUUGAUUUUGGACUAUCAAGAUUAAUGGAUCCUGCCGAAAGUGGGGCAAGGACACCAUGCGGAACAUUUGGAUAUCUGGCCCCAGAAGUACUAAACCAAUAUAAGGUUGAUCCACGUACAUCAAAUACUAGUUAUUCUUACAAGGUUGACAUAUGGGCAAUUGGUUGCAUUUUAUACACAAUGCUUUGUGGAUUCCCCCCAUUUUACGAGGAUGAAUUCAGUAAAGAAUCUCUAGGUGACAAGAUCUCAAGAGGUAAUUACAAAUUUCUUGCUCCAUGGUGGGAUGAAAUUAGUAUCGAAGCUCAAGAUUUGAUUAGAAAUCUGCUUCAAGUAGACCCUGCUAAAAGAUAUGACAUUGAUCAAUUGCUUGCUCAUCCAUGGCUAAAUCAUUACGACUGUGAAACUUCGCGUCCAGAGUCAUUCUAUGAAGCAGAGUUACUGGACAAGACUCACCUAAACUAUGUCCUUACUUCUCAAGCUGACAGAAAGACAAAUGCACACCAAGACAAAGACAUCCUACUGUUUGAUCUCGAUGAUGUGAGCGACUAUAGCACACAAUCAUCCCCAUUCGAUUCCUCUAACGGUUUGAACCUACAUUCCACUCAAAAAGAACAAAUACGGAACUUUUUCAAUACAGCCACUGGAAUACAGCAGGAAAACUUUAAGGUAGAAACAGAAAAGGCUACAUGUAACAAGUCAAAUUUCUUUAAAAACCACUUUAAACUAAAAUUAAGCUCAGCUACAAUUAUCAAUAGAAGAAAGAAGAUGAAGCUGCAAACCGAUUAG